CGAGGGCACCCAUCUCCGUUCUCCAGAUUCCAUUCACUUGGAUAAACACCAGAGCUCCGGUACCACUUGCCCUUCGUCGACCACAAGAUCGAUCAAGGCCAAGAUUUGGUAGCACCGCACGUCGUAGCACGAGCACAGCACGGUCCGCAUACACACAUGGGUAACUUGGCCUCGCAGUGCGUCACGGGCGGCGCAGAACGCGGGAGCCCGCUGGUCGUCCUGCCGGACGGCAGCCAGUUCCGGCUGGAGGAGCACGCCGGCGUGGCGGAGCUGAUGAUCGAGGCGCCGGGGCACGUGGUCGCCCGGGCGAGCGACGCCGCCAAGGAGCGGCGCCUGCGAGCCCUGGCGGCCGACGAGUUCCUGCGCGCCGGGGAGGUGUACCUCCUCGUGCCCGCCGGGAGGGCCGGGGCGCGGCUGGGCGAUCAGGAGGCGGAGGCCAUCAGCAGGCUGCUGUUGUCCGGCAAAAAAGGGGGCAACGGCGGCCGGUCCGGGAGAAGGAUUUUCCCGGAAGGAGAAGCGGCGAGCACCGAAGGUGGAAAGGAGUCUGCUGGAUGUGCUGGUAAACAGGCGCUGGUUUGUAGGAUUAGGCCAAGGCAGUGGAGACCCGCCCUUGACACCAUCUUGGAGGCUUAGAUCGAUCAUGGACCCCUCUUAAUUUGUAGGGUAGAAUAGAGAAUCUAAUUCAUUCAUUCGUUUUGUUAAGACCGUCCUUCUUUUUCAAUCAAGGAGAGAAGGCAUUCGUUUUGACGUGUACAUGUGUCUUGUAAAGCUUUAACUUGUUUUGGAGUAAAAGGUUGCCAGAGCUUGUAAUUA
Molecule: messenger RNA, 813 nt
Organism: Hordeum vulgare subsp. vulgare (domesticated barley)
Lineage: Eukaryota; Viridiplantae; Streptophyta; Magnoliopsida; Poales; Poaceae
Exons: 1
Coding region: 157-633 (158 amino acids)
Source: RefSeq, a predicted model, not a curated record